CUCUCUAUUUCCGGGUCGCGCUCUUCUGGCUGGAAGCAAGAUGGCGGCGCUGUGCUUGUGGAGGAGGCUUUGGCAGGGAUCAUCUUUUCCUGUCAACUAUGCAAGCAGAGUUAUGCAAAAGCAAAGUUUUCUUCCAAACUUUGACUUGGUGGGAGGACGAUUCUCUGGAUCCCAUGUUCAUACAGAGGAGCCUAAGACUAAUCCUCUGGUGUCUAUUUCAGAUGAACCAGAAAUACUGUACCGGAGACUGUCCCUUUUAGUUAAAGGCCACGAUAAAGCUGUAUUGGACAGCUACGAGUAUUUUGCAGUGCUUGCAGCUAAAGAACUUGGCAUAACUGUUGAAAAAGUACAUAGACCUCCAAAGAAUAUAGAACGACUUACGCUUUUAAAAUCUGUACACAUUUACAAGAAGCACAGAGUUCAGUAUGAAAUGAGAACACAUUACACCUGUUUGGAGUUAAAACACCUAACGGGCAGUACUGCUGCAGUGUACUUAGAGUAUGUUGAACGAAACUUACCUGAAGGGGUUGCCAUGGAAGUAAAAAAGACUAAGAUAGAGAAAAUACCUGAACACAUCCAGGAGCCAGUUUGGGAUACUCUACCUCAAGUAGAAGAAACAGAAGUCAAAUCAUGAAUUCACCAGGUACUUGGGUGUUAGUACUGGAACUAGUUGCUCCUAUCAACUAAUUUACUAAGACAAUCUACUGAUAAAUAAAAGUCCUGUUUUAUAAAAUAA
Messenger RNA from Phasianus colchicus (ring-necked pheasant), 736 nucleotides. RefSeq names its product mitochondrial ribosomal protein S10 (gene MRPS10). Gene Ontology annotation, molecular function: structural constituent of ribosome. The record is from RefSeq and is a predicted model, not a curated record. NCBI's taxonomy places the organism in Eukaryota, Metazoa, Chordata, Aves, Galliformes, Phasianidae. Gene Ontology annotation, biological process: translation. Gene Ontology annotation, cellular component: mitochondrial small ribosomal subunit; mitochondrion; ribosome.